AAGCGCGACUGUUAGGACCAGCGGCCAUGUUGAGCCAUUUCUUCACGGCACGUUUUUGUUAAGACGACAGGUUGAAAACAGUCGGUCGAAGCGUGUCUUUUUGUUUUGUCGAACGCGUUCAGGAUUGAACGGCAAAGCACACGGUCAUGUCGGCCGAUGAUUUUCAGAAAAUGUAUGCCUCCGUUAUGGAGGGCAUGCUGAAAAGUGCCGUGGCGGAAACCAGGAAACUUUUUGAAACUAUGGUCGAUGACCUAAAGUCAGAAAUAUCCAAAAUCAAGAAGGAAAACGAAGAGCUUAAGACGAAAUGCAACCAGUUUGAAAAUGCGACAACCGACGCCAAAGAGAGACGACGAGACAGCGCUGUUCAGUGCGUGGCGGAGCAGUCUGGAUCCUCGCAAACCCAAGGGCAGCAGAGCAAGCGUGAAGAACUGCAGGAUGUUCUUCAGAAGGCACAGCACUCUGAGGCCCAUGGACAGGGAAAUUCUGAGAUGACUUUUGUCAUUAUCAACGAAAAUGUGGCUGAGGUGCCAGCUGUUGUCGGUAUGGAAGCAUUCAGUGGCCUUGAAGUGGCGGCACCUGUUACCGGACUUGAAGUGAAGGGGACUGUUGUUAGCCAGAUAUGUUCAAAUGAAACACAGACUUCAUCCCAGAAAUAUGAAGGGACUUCUGUGGCCCAGGGAAUCUCUUCUUUACCUAAUGACGGUAAACUAAGCUGUUUGAAUGAAGCUGAGAGACCUGCAUCCGAACCAGAGCACCGAAUGGUCCUAUCUUUUGUUACAAUAAACAGUGGCGUUGCAGAAGAACCCAAGGAUUGUCCAAAAGGAAUGGACAUAUGGAUAGACAAAGACCUUGUAAUGUUUGAAGAUCCAUCUUUGCUAAUUGCUCAGCAACAACCAGUGCUUGAACCCACUGAAAACCAGAAGUCAGCAGUGGCAUCACUGCAACAUCAAGGAGAUGGAGAAAUGGCUCUAAACAAGCAACUUAAAGUUCCUCUGCAACAGCCUGCUGGUGUUACUUCUACAGAUGAACAGUUGCCAAUGGCACUGCUCAGCAACGGAGCUGAACCAGAUCAUCCUGUGCUCAUCUCACUUGCUACAGGAAAUGACAUAGAGCAGUCCAUCUACACUCCAAAUACAUUUGUGCUUCUGGCACAAGGAGAUGGCCAAUUAGUUGCAUUUGAAGAACAGCCAAUGCUAAUUGCUUUGCAGCAAUCAGUGGUUGAACCCCCUGAAAAAACACCAUCACAGUCUGUCCCUCAGCAGUCUCCAAAAGAAUGUGACAUAUCUAUAAACGAUCAAUUGGGCAAUGCUGUGGAGCGGUCCUCUGGUGUCCCUACUGCAGACAAACCUUCGCCAGAAGCGGAGCAGCUUGAAAAUGAGACAUGUGCAGGAUUAACAAAUAAAGCACAAGAGGUUCUGGUUGUUCCCACACCCGAUUUGACAUCACGCCGUAAAAGAGGACGACCGCCUAAGAAAAGGAGACCGUUCAAAGAUCAACAAACGCCAGAGAAAAGCAUAAUCGAGUCUCGAGUUGAUGAUGUUCCUACAAACCAAGAAGUUGUGAAGGAGGUUGAGGCCUCUUCAGCAGCUGAUAAUGUGAAUGCCUUGUCAAAGGAGUCUCCAAAACCACCUUUAGAUCAGGUCCCAGAGGCUUUAUCUUCUAACAUGUCAUCAGUCCAACAAGCAGCCAGCGCUCAUUUGGGUGAAGUGAAGAACAUUAGUGUUAGCUCAUUACCCAUUUCAGAAACAUCUUUGAUAGUAGAACAGCCUUUGGAAAUGGGGAACAAAUCUGAUUCCCAGCAGCCUGUCAUGGGUAUGGAAGUAGAUAUUCAGGUUCCAACCACAAAUGUCUCAUCUGAUGUUGAAACCACAAGCAUGCCACCCGAGAGCCAUUCAAAACCACUUCAGCCUAGGUCACGUCUCACAUCUGUAACUCUUCAGGAUGCAAUGCUGUUGGUUGAAGCAAUGAACACUCACAGCUUAGUGCCCCAGCCCAUAGUAGAAAACAUAGUCCCCUUUACAGAAACACUCACCACACCUCAAAGCCAAUCUUCUCAACCUGUGAGUGAGAGCCCAGCACAACUCAAUGUUCCUGUUGCCCCCCAGGCAUCGGAUUCAAAAAUGCUGCCUCAGCCUCCUGCUGGAACUUAUGAAGCACUUAGCAGUUUGCCCAAAACGGCUCCACCCACAGAAGAUUAUCCAGUAAAGUCAAUUAUGGGACCUCGUAAAAGUAGUGUUAUCCCUCUAACACAUAAAAAUCCACCUCGCAUAAAAGUCAUCACGGCAGGUCGUAUGGUCAGUCCUUCUUCAAAAACUGGUGUAUCUCAAAUACCGCCACCAACAAAGCAAACACAACUUAAGUCACAUCCACAGCGCAUUAUCCAUCCACCAACGUCGAUGGGGCCUGGGCCUGACAAACGAAAAAUUGGUACAGUCCCUCAGAAAAUAAUUGUUGUUCCAAAAAUGUCAUCUUCACUUUCUUCCCACACAUUCGGGACUCCGCCCCCAACACAGGUUUCUCCUCAUUUAAAAGUUGUUAAUGCCCAUAAACCUAAUUUGCUUCCAGCCCCCAUAGUUGCCAACAUGCCCCUUAAAUCAGGUUUGUGUCCUAGUGUUGUUCAGAAAACAUCAGUUAAAUCCCAGAAAUCACUUUCUGUUGUCACUUCACAGAUGACUUCCACGUCCACAAAUCAGCAGUUGGAAACAUCGCAGCCCCAAAAACUUACAGUUAUAAUUCCAAGACGUCAGCUCCCUCGCCUGCCGAUGCCAGUUGUCAGCAAAAAGCAGGAGGUGGCGGUGGUUGCAUUGCCGCCGGCACAUUCAGGGACCCCAUCACAACUUAAAACUGCUGCAGAGGCACAAGUGUCCUCAGAUGAAGCAGUUACAUCUUCUCAAACAAGGACUAGCACAUCUGACAUCUGUGAACCUGCCAUGCAAAGUAACUCUGUUUCUGCAAAGACAAACACACCACCCAAAACAGUUUCAAAGGUAGCAGUUUCACCGAGGUUAAUGCCAGCCUCUGUGUGCCCUCCUGUCACACCUGCUGUCCAAAUGAAAAGCACUGCAGUAGUCAGGUUAUGCAGACUGCCGCCGACAGUACCACCCGAAGGAGUCGUCGUUUCAAAUGCAUCUACUAAAAAUAAGUCCGUAUUGAACGACUCUACCCAAACAACACAAGAGAAACCAUCUUCUGUGGUCAAAUCAAUGCAGACAUCACAGCAUGCAAAAGAAAUCGUCCUACUUCCUGAGAUACCAACAUCUUCCACUGAUGGGCUUCCUGAUCUCAGAAGGUCUGAGGACAUGUCUGUCCGAGAUUCUCAAAUAACGACAGAGCCAAACCCGGUUCAAGAGAAUCCAACACCGACUGUCAUGGUAACUAAUGCAACUGUGGCUGUUCCUGCAGAAGUUAUUCCACGUGGCGAGACAAUAACUUUGUCUUCAGAAAAGUGCACACUUGAGAAGGCAGAGUCUGUUGAUGGAAGCACGGAGCCAUUUCCGCCAUCUGCUCCGCCAGUGCCUGCGGUUGUCAACCUGACUGAACCUUUAGCUGCAGCCACUGAAAAUAUCAAGCCAGCUUCCAAUUUGCAAAAGGAUGUAACUAACCAUGAAGUGCAGGAGAGUGUGCUGCCAAAAUGCCCAUGUCCCCAAGAGGAACGAUCUGCUACCAUCUUACAGCUAACUGCGGUUUCACCCAGAGACACAUCUGACCCUCACUUAAAGAUGACAAAAACGCAGUUUCUGGCACAGCUGUCUGUGUCGCCUGUGGUGCGAGCCCCCAAAAAGGUUCACUCCAAGGGCUCUUCAGAUCCCAGCACUGCUGCUAAAUUACAGAAAGCAUCUAUUAUGGCCCGACUCCGGAGUCGUGUCAGAAAACUAGGUAAAAGAACUGAAGCAAAUCAAAAAUCGCAACCCACAAUUCCAGAGACCACUCCUAAAAGUCAGGAGAUACCUAGAUUAGAAUGUUUAAGUGAUGUGGAAACAUUUGAUGAAGACUCUAUUCUUGCUGAUAAUGAAAAACCCAGAGUAGCUGAGGAUGUUGAACUUCUUAAGAGCGCAAGUAAUGACUCGUCAAUGAGCCUGAGUUCAGAUUCCAUAGUUCUGAAUUUAUCUGCGGAUGAAGAGGAUGAUGUUGAUGGUGAUGUAAUCCAUGAAAAGGCAGGAGCUGUUUUGCUGAGUACUAGCGGGACGAGCGCAAUCAUAGAUAAUGAAUGUGCUAAAAAUCCAGAUGGAUUUAACCCCGAAGCCACUGAAUCUGUUUCUGUCAGUCCAGCAGCAGACUCUGAUAUAGAUAAUGCUGGUGCUGAAAAUCCUCAAUCCACUGUUCAAAGUUGUGAGAAGUCUCACUCAGUGAGAAGUGACACUAACCUUGAAAAUGUUGAGUUGAUUACUAUCAGUCCUGGAACAUCCAGCUCAGCUAGUGAUUCAACUAAUCCUGAACAAAGAGAAUUUGUUUCUGUCAGUCCUACGACAGAUACUGAUACUGAUGAUGUCGUUGGUGAAAACCUUCAAUCCACUGCUGAGAGUUGUACAGAGUCUCACUCAAUGAGAGAUGACGUUGAACUUCAAGAUGUUGGCACAGUUACUAUCAGUCCUGGAACAUCCAGCUCAGCUAGUGAUUCAACUAAUCCUGAACAAAGAGAAUGUGUUUCUGUCAGUCCGACAGAUACUGAUGAUGUUGUUGGUGAAAACCCUGAAUCCACUGCUGAGAAUUGUACAGAGUCUUACUCGAUGACAGAUGAUGUUGAACUUCAAGAUGUUGGCACGAUUACUAUUAGUCCUGGAACAUCCAGCUCAGCUAGUGAUUCAACUAAUCCUGAACAAAGAGAAUGUGUUUCUGUCAGUCCUACAAUAGAUACUGAUGAUGUUGUUAUUGAAAACCCUGAAUCCACUGCUGAGAGUUGUACAGAGUCUCACUCAAUGACAGAUCAUGUUGAACUUCAAGAUGUUGGCACAGUUACUAUCAGUCCUGGAACAUCCAGCUCAGUUAGUGAUUCGAAUAUUCCUGAACAAAGAGAAUGUGUUUCUGUCAGUCCUACGACAGAUACUGAUAUCAGUGUUGGUGCCGAAAACCCUGAAUCCACUGCUGAGAGUUGUACAACGUCUCACUCAAUGAGAGAUGGUGUUGGGCUUCACGAUGUUGGCUCAAUUCCGAUCAGUCCUGGAGGAUCCAGGCCAGAUAGUGCUGACAAUAAUCCUGAAAACAGAGAAUGUAUUUCUAUCAGUCCUAUGCCAGACUCUGUUGAUUCUGAAAACCCUGACUCCACAGUUGAGAAUUGUACAAAAUCUCACUCAGUGAGAGAUGACACUGGCCCUCAAAAUGUUGAAUCAGUUACCAUCAGUUCUGGAAUAUCCAGCUCAGCUAGUGAUGAUGGUAAUCCAGAAAAGGGAGAAUGUGUUUCUGACAGUCCUAAAACAGACACAGCAAUGGGUGAUGUUGAUGCUGAAAACCCUGAAUCCACUGCUGAGAGUUGGACAAAGUCUCACUCAAUGACAGAUGACGUUGGACUGAUUACUGUCAGUGCUAUUAGGGUUGACGAUAAUCCUAAAAAGAAAGAACGUAUUUCUAUUAGUCCUAUGACAGACUCUUUUGAUUCUGAAAAACCCGAAUCCGCUGCAAAGAGUUGGACAACGUCUCACUCGAUGACAGAUGACGUUAACCCUCCAAAUGUUGGACUGAUUACUGUCAAUUCUGGAAGCUCCAGCUCAGCUGGUGAUGGUGCUGAAGAAAGAGAAUGUGCUUCUGGACGUCCUACACUGUACACGGCUAUAGAUAAUGUUGGUGCUAAAAAUUCAAAAUCCACUGAAAAUUGUAGAAAGUCUAGCUCAACAAAACAUGGCACCAACCCUCAAAAUGUUGGCUCAGUUACAGUCAGUUGUGGAAGAUCCAGCUCAGCUAAUGAUAAUGGUAAUCCUAGAAAGAGAGGACAUGCAUCUGCUAGUCCUAUGAAGUCUAGCUCAAGUAGAGACCAGAAUACGAAUAAAAAGACCAAAUCAACUGUAGUGACUCCUCAAAGGACUACCACUACAAAUGGCACAAAACCUAAAAAGACUAAGUCCAUUCCUGUCACUCCUAUGAAAUCUAGAACAAAUAGAGAUAUCAACUCUAAAAGGGUUGGAUCUCCUACUCUCAGUUCUAGGAAGUCGAGCUCUGCUCAAGAUGGCACUAGGCCUCAAACAGCUGUGUCUGCUUCUGUCGGUUGUCAGGGGUCUGACUUCAACAGAGAUGUUACCACUCCUAAAAAGACUGCAUCCACCUCUGCCAAUCCGAGGAGGUCUAUAGUUAAUAAAGACGAAUCUGUGAUUAAACAGACAAAAAGUGGAUUAAGUUCUGUCAAGCGUAGGAGGUCCAGUAGAGCUACAGAGUCUUCUAGUGCUAAGAAACCCAGGAGUGAAUCUUCUCCAUAUAAAAGUUUACCUAAAUUAGCUAAAAAUGGUAUCACCUCAAAAAAUACUGGCCAACCCCCUGCUGAGAACCCCUCUUUAAUUCACAAUGGCGCUGGUCCCAAAAAGAGUCCAAGAGUGGUGAAUGCUAAGAAGUUAACUGAGGCAGCCAAAGCUAAGACACCAGCAAAAACAAAGAAGUCUAACUGGGCAAAGUUGCAAAGUGACAGUGAAGAAUCAGAAACAGAGGACUUUGUGAAUAGUGGUACUGAGAAGAAUUCUAAAUCGAAAGCUGAAAGGGCCACACCUACAACUCCCACCAUCAGAACACCCCUGGAGAGGGAUGGUGCAUCACAGUCAGCAAAAAAUAAAGAGUCGUCCACCGGUCAAGCUGAGGUCCAAGUGACCCGAAAGCGGCGAGUUCUGACUAGUUCUCGCUUGCUGAUGAAAUCAGACUUAUUUGUUUCCACCACAGAGAAUGCAAGCAAGAAAGGUAAAGCAAAACCUCGCUUCCCAGUCAUUUUUCCACCAAUUGGUUGUCCUCUCCCAAUGCCUGCCAUAACACCAAAGCCUUAUCCAGAAAUUGGUAGAGUUCUCCUGAAAAACCAGUGUGGGGAAUGUGGGCGUGUCCUCAGCAGUCAGUCUUCCCUGGAGAACCAUGUUAGGGUUCAUUCAGGUAGCAGACCUUUCAUCUGCAAGCUCUGUGGAAAAAGCUUCCCAAAUCUCAAAGGCCUGAAACGGCACAUUGGAGUGCACCGUAAUGGCAAGAUACAUAUCUGCCCGCACUGUGGGAAGGGAUUUGUCUAUCGUUUCGGCCUCACCAAGCACAUCCUGAUGGUGCACAGCAGAAUUAAACCGUUUGUCUGCCAGAUCUGCAGCAGGGGAUUUUUCUCAAGACGAGACGUGGAAGCUCACAUCCGUAUUCACACGGGAGAGAAACCAUUCCAAUGCAACCUGUGUCAGAAAAAAUUCACAAGGAAAGUCGAACUCAAUAUGCAUUUGAUGUGGCACAACGGAGAGAAGAGACACUGGUGCGCAUUUUGUGGGAAGGCAUUUUUAGACUACAACAAUAUGAAAAGGCAUCAGUAUAUCCACACAGGAGAGAAACCAUACGCCUGCACACACUGCCCCAAGCGCUUCAAACAGUCAAGCCACCUGAAAAAACAUAUGUCAAGUAUACAUAAAACCAAUUGAGGGACCUUUCUCAUUUAUAUGUCUUGACGUAUUUGAGAUUUAACCUAAGGAUUUGAAAGAAAUGAGGGCUUGAUUGUUGUUUUUUUUUUUUUUUUUUUUUUUUUUUUAAAUUCAUGGUUUAGCAUUAUCUCCAAAGACAGAUUAGAGAUAUGUGAUAUCUAGGUUGGAAGAAUAUUAAGAUGUGGUUGUUAAAAUUGUAUAUGCUUGAGGAUUUAAACAUGUAGCUCUUUAUACUGAAUGGAUGUUUUAUCUGAAUGCGUGCAGAUACUAGUAAAGUGUGACAUAGAUCACAGCAUAGGAACACACUUUCAGUUGUUUCAGUUGCUGAAACUGCAAAUUGAGUUUUUAAUUCCAGUAUUUUUUUUUUCUCUCUUUUUGUUGCUAAAACUGUGACUAGGACAUGGGAUCUAAGUUUCUCUUGCAGUAGGUGUCUAAUCAUCACCAGCUGUCACUUGCUGAUGAUACGUCAGCUGUACAUUGUGUAUAUCUUGCCGAAUGAACAGACUCUGACUUGUAGUCCUUUAAAAUAAAGUACUCACUUGGGCUUUU
This is a messenger RNA of Thalassophryne amazonica, 8123 nucleotides long. Its product is annotated as mucin-2. Gene Ontology annotation, cellular component: nucleus. The coding region runs from base 147 to 7574 and encodes 2475 amino acids. NCBI's taxonomy places the organism in Eukaryota, Metazoa, Chordata, Actinopteri, Batrachoidiformes, Batrachoididae. The record is from RefSeq and is a predicted model, not a curated record. Gene Ontology annotation, molecular function: DNA-binding transcription activator activity, RNA polymerase II-specific; RNA polymerase II cis-regulatory region sequence-specific DNA binding. The transcript is spliced from 7 exons. Gene Ontology annotation, biological process: regulation of transcription by RNA polymerase II.